CUAGCCGCCGCCGCCACCGGCUAUAAAACGAAUUCUUCCUGCACCUGCGAUUGGCACCCAAGCCAAGCGCGUCUCGCCCAGACCAGCAGAACUGGGAUUCUUCUCCCCAUUUUCCUUCGAUGAUGAGAAACAACAUGCACUACCAUCUGAUCUCACCUGGGAUUCUUCUCCCCAUUUUCCUCCGCUCUUUUGUUGCUUUGUCUUUCUGUUUCGAGGCGGUUCUCCGGGGGAUUGAAAUGAGGAUAAACCAAUCCAUAACCAAAUCUCUGCAUCUACAGAUGAUGAGAAACAACAUGCACUACCAUCUGAUCUCACCCCUUCCGCCUCCUUCUCUGUUUUCUUGAUUUCCUUUUGUUUCUUUUCUCAAGUUUUUCGAUUGGUUGCAAUCGGUGAUGUAAUCGUUUAAUUAUGCUGAGUUCCUCUGUGAUUAUCUCAACAACAAUCACCAUCUUUCGACUGAGAUUGUAUCUAUUUUCUUGUCCUCCGAUCUAGUUUUGGAAAAUCCCCAUCUUUCUUUGAUUUGCUUACCUAGGAUCUGUGAUUUGAUUGUUACGGUAGGACGAAUGCCAUGAGGUAUCUGAUGCUUGGUCUCUUUCAAUGGCCUUGUUUCUCGUUAGAUUGGCAGAGAGCGAGAAGGAAACGGGUUUUUGCGACACUGGCUGCUCCCGUACCAGGAGCUUCCUGUUACUAUACCCCCGUUUACAUUCACUCAUUUUUGUAAAUUGUUUGUGCUUUGUUCUCGGUGAUGAUCAACACUGAUUAGAUGUCCGAUACAAUCCAUUCCUUAAGCCAUGGGGACAAUACGAGGCAUUUGUCUGAGAGAACGUCCCUUGUUCAUCGCUUUUUUUUCUUUCAAGCUGCUCUGUUUUUGCAUCUUCCCCUGUUUUCCGUAGCUCUUGGUUCUCUGUGAUGAUGAAAACAGAUGACGAGUCUGACGUAAUCCAUUCUAUUAAACCGUGUGGACAAUCGAGGCAUUUGUCUGAGGGAACAUUUGCUUAGUCAGAUCCUUUGCUUGCGUUUCUCUUUCACUAUUUUGGUAAGAUUUGUGUUGCUGGCAUGAUGAGGAAUACAAUUGUUGUCCGAUCUAUUUGAUGAUAAAAUCCUCCUACUCAUUCUGAAUGUCAAGUUGCCGCAAAUAUGGUUUUCUUUUGUUUCACCGGUGCUGAUGAUUUUCUGCUAACAAUGUUUUGUGUGAGAUCUGGACCAAGCAAGAUCUGUUUCAUGCCAAAAACCUAACAUGGUCGUAUUUUUAAUAAUGAAAUAAAAUGUUCUGGCUUCACCCGAGGAUGAAGGUAGUAGAACAAAAGAGGAGCCGCAUCUUUUCCUGGAAGUAAAAUUUGCAGUUACUGAUCCAGCAGAACGACGUAAUUAGAAGGGGAAUGAAACCAAAACGCGGUUCUGAGUACCUUUCGCCCAGAACGUGUAAUGGAGCAAAAGGGAACAUCACUGGCCAGAUUGUAAGAGCAUCCCUAGUGGCUUGUCUAAAUUUGAUAGUCUAUAUCUACAUAUACACAAUGGUGUAAAAAGAUUUUCUUUUAGACAACCUAAGUUUUCCAGCGGAUUGUCUAUAUACAUGAUGUCUAUUCUCUUUCAUAUAUUUUAAUAGUAUCUUAUAGCAGCUAUAUUUUCUAAAAAUCUUAUGUUGGUCAUUUCUGAGUUCUCAUUUAUUUUUUUCAUCCGCAAGACAUAUAAAGGAGAAAAUAAACCAGCCAUGAAAUUAUUUUAGGUUCAACACUAGGAACACCCUAUAUAAUUUACGAGAAAUAAACAAUAGCAACAGGUUCAACCCUGAUGAGGCGGUCGUCCAGACGCAACGACCUCUGUGUCCAGCGCCGGCGCAGCCGCCUCCCUGCCGAUGUCCUCCAAUUGCUCUGUAUUGGUGAAUGGCUGAGCUCAUGAGCCAAUAUUUUUGGUUUAGACAUUAUGGCUUGGUUGUUCAAAUGUGGACGACGGGUAGCUAGUUUGAACAUUGUCUAAAUUUUAGACGACGCAAUAGACAAGCCACUGAAGAUGUUUCCUGGUAUGUGAUAGUCUAAAUUUGGUAUAGACCACCAUUUGCACAAGUCACUCGAGAUGCUCUAAAGACAUCAGUAGCCAGAUUUCCUCAGCAUCAAUUCCAUGAAUUAAGACAGCUUUCCCCCAAGGGGUUAAUUAUGUGGUUUGCCCAGUAGUCCCGAACAUGUGUUAAUGUUUUUACAAUUCUCCGUAGGGCAGCAACAGUGAACCUUAAACCUUGUCCGUGUAAACUUCAAAUUGGAUUUCAACAAACUGGACAAUUUUCAUGCGACCGUGCGCGCCCCGGUCUGGGACCGCCUCGUCUUCCCGGACGAGCAUCCCCACACCCACAUGAAUUGCCUUCUCCUGUGCGAUCCGGCUAGGCGGCCGCGCGAGAGCCACAGGGUGAUCGUGGCCACCUUGGUGCUGGAGAUCGAGGAGCACAUUCUGCGCCAGCAUGCCGUCACCCUCACCGUUGCCGACCGCUCGCACUCCACCACCCCAGCGGCGGUCGGCAGGGUGAUCUUUGAGCAGCUCUCCACCAGCCCGCACCAGUUGCGCGUCAUGGCGCACCAGCCCGAAGCCUUUCCCGUCCACUUCGACCUUCUCGCUCAUUGGGACAAUGCCGUGCGGCGUGCAGGUUGACGGCUGCAAGUACUUCAUCAGGGCGUGGGACGAAGACGACCACGCCGUAAUCCUCAAGUUCAACCACCAUGUGCGCGUGGUGAUUGAAGACCUGCUCAUGCAGUUUUGGUCUCUGCCGGGCGCCGAGGAGGCCCUCGGAGACAUCGGCCGCGUCGAUUGGCUGGACUCGCGCACUUUGGAGAGGGGCCAUACCAAGACCUUUGCGUGCUGGCUCUGGGUCUGGGAUGUAGCCCACAUCCCGACCAGGCGCGCCCUCUGGGUGAUGAAGCGCGACAUCGGCCGCUCUGAUGAGAUCGUUGGCAUCGCCCUCGAUGACCGCCGCGUCCCUCCGCUGCCUAGUGCCCGCCGCUACGACAUGCUGAUCCACGUCGACCUGCUCGAGGACUAGUCGCCCCUCUCGCCGUGCUCCUCCCACUCGGGGCAGAGCGUCCUGCCCUCCUCGAAGGACAGCAACGACCACCCUCUCCCUCGCAUCGAGUCGGGCACUUGGGUCACCCGCGUGGAGGACACACUGGGCAGGGCGCGCAGCUUUGCGCCGCGUGUCGGCCCGGUAGGCUGCGGCCCGGUCCUGGGCGGCGCUGGUCGCGACUGUGAAGGCGAUGGUGCCAGCGGUGGCCUGAGCCGGUCCUGGAGGGACCGUCUGCUCGGGCACGAUUGUCAUGCCAGGGGCAGUGGCGAGGACGUCGUCAACAGCGUGCAUCGCCAGCGCAGCCGCACCCCGGUCGGAAGGCGUCGCUCAGUUGGUCGUCUGGAGGAAGGGAAGAACUCCAGCACCAAUGUUCUGCGCGCCACCUUCCCUCAGCCCCUUAGCCCGGUGCAGGCCGUGCCGGUGGAGGACCCGGUGGCCCAGUUCUUCUCCUUCUCUGACUCGGGGCGCGCCCUCUCGCCGGCUAGGGUUCUUGAGCUCCAAUCAGGACUUCACUUCUGGAUCACUAUGGUCUAUGGACCAACAGAUGACGCACAAAAAGA
Messenger RNA from Triticum aestivum (bread wheat), 3609 nucleotides. RefSeq lists its product as uncharacterized. The transcript has 2 exons. The record is from RefSeq and is a predicted model, not a curated record. Bases 2618 to 3028 code for a protein of 136 amino acids. Lineage: Eukaryota; Viridiplantae; Streptophyta; Magnoliopsida; Poales; Poaceae.